This is a messenger RNA of Archocentrus centrarchus (flier cichlid), 667 nucleotides long. RefSeq names its product myelin-oligodendrocyte glycoprotein-like. Gene Ontology annotation, molecular function: signaling receptor binding. Bases 119 to 667 code for a protein of 182 amino acids. Gene Ontology annotation, cellular component: external side of plasma membrane. The record is from RefSeq and is a predicted model, not a curated record. NCBI's taxonomy places the organism in Eukaryota, Metazoa, Chordata, Actinopteri, Cichliformes, Cichlidae. Gene Ontology annotation, biological process: regulation of cytokine production; T cell receptor signaling pathway. The transcript is spliced from 3 exons.
UCAUUCAGCUGAUCGUUGCUUCACAGUAGAAUAAGACCUGAUUGACUCAGACACGGACUCGAUAUUUGUUCUCAUCUAUUUGUGUUUCUGCUGCUCGGACUGGAAGAAGUCCGGCUUCAUGUUUCCUCUCUGGACUUUGAUCCUGUGCUCGGCUUUCAUUGUCAGGACUCCUGUUGAAGGUGAGGUUCUGGUGAUUGGUCCAAAGUUUCCAAUCAUCGCUGCUCCGGGUGAUGAUGUGAUCCUGCCGUGUCACCUGGAGCCCACGUUUGAUGUUCGGGGUCUGACGGUGGAGUGGUCCCAACCCGACCUGAAGCCCGACCCGUCAGACCGGCUGAGUCGAGUCGAGUACGUUCACCUGUACCGGGACAAGAAGGAGGUCCCCGACAUGAAGCUGGCAUCGUACUUCAGGAGGACGGAGCUGUUCAUGGACGACCUGAAACACGGGAACAUUUCACUGAAGAUCCUGAACGUGUUGGAGGAAGACAGCGGCAGAUACAGAUGUUUCAUCCCGAAGCUGCGGAGCAGCAUGAAGGCUGCCAUCGUUCAGCUCGUAGUUGAUCCAAACGUCACUAAAACUUUGACAACAGAGAUGCCGCUGCAUCCCAGAAAUCUCCAAACUCCAGGUCCUCAGGAUGUGACUCCACAAAAAGGUGAUACAGCCCUCUAA